Molecule: messenger RNA, 1681 nt
Organism: Sphaeramia orbicularis (orbiculate cardinalfish)
Lineage: Eukaryota; Metazoa; Chordata; Actinopteri; Kurtiformes; Apogonidae
Gene: rhoab
Product: ras homolog gene family, member Ab
Exons: 5
Coding region: 118-699 (193 amino acids)
Biological process (GO): small GTPase-mediated signal transduction
Molecular function (GO): GTPase activity; GTP binding
Source: RefSeq, a predicted model, not a curated record
AAACCCGGCGGCGCGCGCCCGACAGCUAAUUCAUUGUAGAGAUUGAAGACGGAGGAAGCGGCUCAGCUCCGGCAAAAGCGAAAAAAAACCCGCCCGCUACGCCCACAAACUGCAGGGAUGGCAGCCAUCCGUAAGAAGCUGGUCAUAGUUGGGGACGGAGCCUGUGGGAAGACCUGUCUGCUGAUCGUCUUCAGUAAGGACCAGUUCCCUGAGGUCUAUGUCCCCACCGUGUUUGAGAACUAUGUCGCUGACAUCGAGGUCGACGGCAAACAGGUGGAGCUGGCCCUGUGGGACACUGCCGGGCAGGAGGACUACGACCGCCUCCGACCGCUGUCCUAUCCAGACACCGACGUCAUCCUCAUGUGUUUCUCCAUAGACAGCCCCGACAGUUUGGAAAACAUUCCAGAAAAAUGGACUCCGGAGGUGAAACACUUCUGUCCCAACGUUCCCAUCAUCCUCGUAGGAAACAAGAAAGACCUGCGUAACGACGAACACACGCGCAGGGAACUCGCCAAGAUGAAGCAGGAGCCCGUGAAGCCAGAGGAGGGUCGGGAUAUGGCCAAUCGGAUCGUAGCGUUCGGCUACAUGGAGUGUUCCGCCAAGACCAAGGACGGCGUGCGGGAGGUGUUCGAGAUGGCCACCAGGGCGGCGCUGCAGGCCCGCCGCGGAAAGAAGAACAGUAAAUGCGCGCUGCUGUAAAAACACCGUCAUAUUUGGACUGUUUUUACCCGGGUCAGGGCUGCAGGUCCGGGGUCAGGGGGUCAGGGAGGGGUCAGGGGGGGUCAGGGGUCAGGGAGGGGGAGGGGAGGAAAAGAGUGCAGUAAACGACCACCGCUGUAAAAUGGCUGUUUGUGGACUGAAUUUACCCUGGGACUGGAUGGAGGGGGAGGGGCAGGGGGCGGAGCCAAGAGGAGACCCACAGCGGCGGCACAGAGGGACGAGGGUAAACGGAUGCCGCCGGAAACCAACACCAUUGGACUAAAACCCAGGGGUGUGACCCGCGUGGGACGACGGACAGGUGACGGGACUGGACGAACGCCGCCUAGAAAACUGAAAACCACCAACCGGGGGGCGGGGCUUCAGUGGGGUUAUUUACAUAACGCCGGGUUGAGACGAUGACUGAAUGGAAUCUGUGUUCGAAAUAAGGUUUUAUCAACAGAAGAGACAUGAGUUUAACGGAGAAAAGUUGAAAUGGGACAGUUUGGAAGUGGAUUAAUGACGUAAAAGCAAACAGAUUCAAACCGUCGAAGAAAACAGGUCGAUUCUUUAACCAUUAAAGACCCAGAACGACUGUUUGUGGCGACUUCCAAAGGAAUUUCUCUACAUUUUACCAUUCCCUCAUAUUUAUCAUUAUUAUAUUUAGAGUAGAUAAAUAAUACAAAAAAAUAAAUAUGCUGCUCCGGACAUUGUUACGGUAACUGUCAAUAAAAUAAUGCUUUGCAGAACUGAAAAUAAUGACAUCUUUAGUAUUUUUCAGUAAAAAUCCUGUAUUUUCCUUUUAUAUGUAUUUAAUUUACUGACCACGUAGGUGUUAAUCAAAGUUCAGUGUCAAUUCAAAGGUUAUUAAUAAUGGAUCAAAACAGAGAAAAUGGAAGAAAACAGCAAAAAAAAAAACCACCAUUAAUUCCAUUAAUCCAUUGGAUGAAUGUGAAAAACACAAAUCUGAUACUGAAAUGUUAAA